GCCAACUAGAAGUCGAGCGAACGUCGCAACGACCGGUCGAGACUGUGUGGGUAUCGAAGGCAAGAAAAAAAAAAAGUUUUUUUCCAAAAAUAUCGCAAAUUGAAAAUUAAUCUUAACGAUUACUUAAAACACACAAAAAAGUUGGCAGUCGUGUAAAUUAGUCGGUGUCAAAAAAAUUGCAAUAAAGAUAAACCGUCUGGAUCGUUAUAAACGCUAAUUACACGGAGAUAAAAAAUGAACGAGGCGAGCACGACUCAUGAUGUUCCAUCGAGAUUUAAAAAAUAUUUAAAGAAAUCGUCAUUUUAUUGCAAAAUCGUCGAAUUGAUUCUACUCGUAAUAUCGAUCGGCCUGAUCGUGGAUCCCCUGAACAGUGAUAUGGAAAUAAAUAAAAAUCAUGCCGCCAUUAUCUAUACGUCAAUUUGCGGUUAUAUACUGAUAAACACUAUAAUAAUAUUGUCUUAUUUACUUGGCGAGCGUCAGCCUAAGAAAACGUCCAUCGUAUUUUCGACAAUGGGUGCAAUACUGAGCUGCGUCGCUGGACUGAUUUUGAUUCACGAUUGGGAUACCUAUCAGGAUAACCUGAUUUCAAAAUAUUCAUCGCAGUAUUUAAAUCAAAUGUUGUCCAGUGGAAUUUUUGCCAUUUUGGCCAUUCCGUUUUUUAUUCUUGACGCUUAUUUUACUAACAAGUAUCAAUGACGUGCUGCCAUGUUGCACUGAUUGCUACGAUUCUUCGAUCGCACGGGAGGUAACGCUUAAUAAAUCACUCGGACGAGGAAAUGACUUGCCAUUAAAAUUAAUAUAUUACAAUUAAUUACAAUUAAUACAUAAGACUAUCAAGAUUUUCAUUAUUUCAUAUGAUCGAUUUAAUAAAAUCGUACGAGUGUUUACAGUAAAUUGUGACCAUGUAUGAUAUUACAGCUGGAAUAUCAAUUUUUGUUAACUUAAUGAUUAUUAAAGAAAACUUUUAUCUCGAACGACGCCAAUACGAGAACGUGAUGCUUUACAAGAUUGACGUGGCAUCACGAAUACGAGGGGCGUGAAACGUGUUAAAAGAUAACAGAAGGAAGUUAAACGAAAAGGAUAAAAGAAAAAAAAAAGUGAAAAUAGUUACAGAUCGGGAAUUGAACCGUAGCCAAAAAAUGUGUAGUUUGUCACCGAGCCAAUAUACAGGGUGAUCAGAUUAUAAAUGGUCUCAAAUUCUGAUCAACAAAUAAUUCAAAUUAACGAUACACAGCAUGAGGAUUCAUAAGCAUAUAUAAGAAUUUGUCUCCGAAAAUACUGCUAUAACGUACAAAAACAUGUAGGGUGAACUAAAAUUUCAUUGUAUAUAUAUCGACCGAGUCAUUAAAAAAAAAAAAACUUACUCGAAAAA
Messenger RNA from Cephus cinctus (wheat stem sawfly), 1372 nucleotides. RefSeq lists its product as uncharacterized. The coding region runs from base 235 to 696 and encodes 153 amino acids. NCBI's taxonomy places the organism in Eukaryota, Metazoa, Arthropoda, Insecta, Hymenoptera, Cephidae. The record is from RefSeq and is a predicted model, not a curated record. The transcript is spliced from 3 exons. Gene Ontology annotation, biological process: septate junction assembly.